UUAUCUUGUCUACUGCCGUCAAUUAUUAACAAUCUUAAUAUUUUGGAUAAAAAAAAUCUGUAAGAGCAUUCACAGUCUGAUCUUCACGUUAAAUAAACCAACAUCAGGAUGAAACUAUUAGUUGCUAUUGCCUUUUUGGGAUAUGUUGCUGCUGGCUCUUUUGGUCGCUGCCCUGGUCCUGACAUCGUGCCCAUCCCUGGUGGUUUGAGUGGAGAUGGAAUCACCACCACAUACUGGGACUGUUGUGCUCAAACAUGCGCCCAUCGCCAAAAUGUUAAAACUGACAACGGCAUUCCUGUUCAAACAUGUGCAAUCGAUGGCACUACGAACAUCACUAUAGAUCAAAACGGUAUCGUUUCAGGAUGUAGAGUAGGAGGACAGGCAUUCGCAUGCAGUAAUCAACAGCCGUACGUCGUAAGUGACACCUUGGCACUAGGUUGGUCAGCUGCUUCUUUCACAGGUGGUAUAGACAAUUCCAAAUGUUGUAGCUGUUUCUUGUUGUCCUUUAAGGACCAGCUAGCUGGAAAACAGAUGUUGGUCCAACUUGUUAACAGCGGAACUGACUUGGCUUCAAACCACUUCGAUCUCCAAAUACCCGGAGGUGGUGUAGGUAUCUGGAACCAUGGAUGCGAUGCUCAAUGGGGAGCUGGCGAAAACGGUUGGGGUAGAAGAUAUGAUGGUGUUUCUUCCCUUGAAGAAUGUUGUCUUCUACCAGAAGUUUUACAACCUGGAUGCAGAUUCAGGUUCCAGUUCAUGGAAGGCGUGUAUAGACCCAAUGUUACCUUCCAAGAAGUACAAUGUCCUGCCGAGCUUAUUGCUGUUACUGCUUGUGGAAAUUUGAAUUAUUAAGUUAUACUUUUCAAAGAUGUUCUGUGAUCGAUCUAAUUUUUAAUGAAAAUAUAUAUUUUUACUAAUA
Molecule: messenger RNA, 916 nt
Organism: Diabrotica virgifera virgifera (western corn rootworm)
Lineage: Eukaryota; Metazoa; Arthropoda; Insecta; Coleoptera; Chrysomelidae
Product: endoglucanase-like
Exons: 4
Coding region: 109-849 (246 amino acids)
Biological process (GO): carbohydrate metabolic process
Molecular function (GO): cellulase activity
Source: RefSeq, a predicted model, not a curated record